GUUUAGUUCAUGAGUUGUUUAAUUUUCAUUUUUACCAUGAGUUCAUUUUACCCCCCGCCGUUCACCUUGCCCCCCCCCCCCCCCGGUUCAGAUCCCGUCAGGCGGAGACGGAGAGGGACCAGGCUGGGGAGGAUAAUAAACUGUUUAAACAGGAGUUUGGAGACAAGAUAGACUCUCUACAGCUGGAGGUGGAACGACUACGGAAACACAGAUGGAGUCUGGAGCAGGAGCUGAGGAAGGAGAGAGAGCAGGGAGGUGGUGGCCCGUACAUACACCCUGGGGAGAAGAGGACCUCAACACCCCAGGGAGACCCCAGACAGGUGGACGACAUGAGGAAGGAGAGCGAGCAGGGAGGUGGGUACAUACACCCUGGGGAGAAGAGGACCUCAACACCCCAGGGAGACCCCAGACAGGUGGACGACAUCAGGAAGGAACUGGAGGCCGUCAAAAAGGAGAAGGAGCAACUGUGCCAAAUCUUGGAGGACAAGAGCAGUCUGGGCUCAAACAUGUCAUUCUCACAAAACCAGGAUGAACAGGACCAGUCUUGUCUUGAGAUCCACCAGGCAUCCAUCUGCUCUCUAUGUGAACAGGACGAGUCCAUGACUAAGACCAAGAGACGGUGUGCUAACUGUCGAGGGGUGUUCUGUGACCUCUGUCUGACCAAUGAGCUUCCUCUUCCCUCUUCCAUCAACCCUGAACACGUCUGUGACACCUGCUACUCUCAGCUACUGCAGCAGUAUGCCUCCAGCCCAUCCUGAGACUCACACUUCCUCAUCUCUCUGGAAUGCAGUGACUAACUUCCUGUCUGACAACUUAACGCUGCGAUAUGAAACUUUUUGGGCGGUUUGACCGAUUUCACAUAGAAAUGCGAGUUAUAGAUCUGUCAUUCUCAUUGAAAGCCAGUCUAAGAAGCGGUAGAUGUUCUAUGCGGACUAUUUCUAUGCUUCCCAUUUUUGUUUUUGCAUCUUUCACUUUCAUUUUUUUUUUUUACACCAGCUUGAAAAUACAAUAUAUUUGGUUAUGGAAAAGAUAUUUCACUGGUUUGGAUUGAACAGUGAUUCCUCUACACUGUAUAUGAUUGUUUUGUCACAAACUGAAAUUAGACUUUUAGCAAUAAGGAAAUGGCGGAGCGAUUUCUGCACAGUGCAGCUUUAACUUCAUGGAAAACGGACUUUAAGCUUCUCAUCUCUAAUGGUUUCAGACGUCUGACGAACUUCAAUGACUCCAUGAAAAGGUAUAUAUUUUCAUAGCCUGGUCCCAGAUCUGUUUGUGCUAUUCAAACCAUGUUUGGCAUAUGGCUAAGAGUGGAAUGAUUUGCACAAACCGUUCAGGUCCCAGGUUGUGUUCUCUAGGUUAGGUGAAAAGUAUUUUACAUCAUGUGUAGGUAUCUGAACUGAACACAGUAUUUAUUCAGUUACUUGUGGCUUUUUACUCAAAACAUUUAUUGUGACACAUUCAAAGUAGGAUUGAUAUUUUAUCAGAUAUGACAUUUUGGUGAAACAUUGAAUUGUUUUUGUUCAUGGUUGAUCUAAACCUGGUGCAAAGCUUUGGUUUGACAACAGUGGGACAAAAUGCAACAUUGCCUAACUUUUUAAUUAAGAAAUUAAAAUAAUUAAAAUUUAAAAAAGGGAUUCUAUUGAUUAUCUGCCAGCUCUGUAAUUAUCUGGGUGAUGUUAGAGACAGAAUUUAUCUGAUUCUCAAGAUGUAAAUGUUUCUUUACUCAACAAUAAACUGAAGUUUUUCCAAGCCUG
This is a messenger RNA of Salvelinus namaycush (lake trout), 1751 nucleotides long. RefSeq names its product RUN and FYVE domain-containing protein 2-like. The transcript is spliced from 6 exons. Gene Ontology annotation, cellular component: cytoplasm. Gene Ontology annotation, biological process: regulation of axonogenesis. Lineage: Eukaryota; Metazoa; Chordata; Actinopteri; Salmoniformes; Salmonidae. Bases 330 to 758 code for a protein of 142 amino acids. The record is from RefSeq and is a predicted model, not a curated record. Gene Ontology annotation, molecular function: metal ion binding.